UAACAGUCAUUAUACUGUUUGGUUCCUAGACAUGAGUAGGUAUCACCACAAGGGGGCGCCUAUUCCCUUUUUCUUUUGUUGUACUAUUGUACAGAGUAAGAACUCGUCUUCCAUGUGGUGUAGAGGAGAUCAUCAGUGAUGAUGAGGUGUAGAGCGGUGAAUUAUCGUUUCUUUUCUCAUGUAUGAGACUGUAAUGUUAGUACCGUGGAGACCUGGCUUUACAUGGACGAAGUGAAAAUAAAGUGACAGUGUGGAAAACUUCAACAGUGCGUCCUGCUGUUUUGGGUUAGACUGUUUUGGGCUAACCACCAUUGCUAAUUCCUUCUCCAACCUCUCACCGCACCGUCACAAUUGGCGCCCGAACAUAUUUUGGACCUUUCCCUCCUGGAUACCGAUUCAGCUUUGGACUAGAGGUGAUUGUUUACAAGUUCCUUGUGGAUGUCUGUUUCACGGGGUGGAUACAGUUUCUGAGCGGAGUACGUCGCGAUCAGUGUUAAAGUUUGCUGGAGGCAUUCAUUGCCCGCAUAUCGCUGGACGUCGUGAUGAGCUGUCCCCGUUGGAUUUAUUUCCUGAAAGCUGUGCGUCUGCUAGUCUGCUGAAGAGGAGGAUAUGUUUAAAUGACAAGACCACCGCAUAUUAACUAAAUUAACUCACGAUUGCUGAAGGACUGGGUGAGUUUUGUGGAUUAUUUUUCAGUGGAGCUCAGUCAUACGGACUAUUUUAUGGAUUUUGACUUGUUGACCUGCGGAAGCAUACGGACAGACUGUGCUGCACAAAUAACGCAGCAGUGGCAGCGGAGAGCAAGACACCCCCGUGAGCUCGUUUGUUUCUCUGUUUAAGAAGAUAUCAUAUUUUAUAUUUGGACAUUUUCUCGCCUACGAGCCCUGCUGUCAGUGCUGACAAAGAAUAAAAGCAAAACGAACUGAACAUUAAAGAACACAAACGAUUUUGUUCACGGUCCUGAGUGUUUUGGUGUGCAUAUUGCAUUUUUUUUUUGGACUCCACCAUAAAGGUUAAAGAAACAAAAAUGGCAUUUGAACCAGAUUUUUCUGUUUUUGACUCUGACAUGGAUAUUGACUCUCUUCAAUUUAUACCGCCGCAUCAGAGAGCUACAGACCUCUGUCAGCAGGUACAAGAAUUAAAAGAUGAUGUCAAGCAGCUGAGGGAUGUCCUCCAUAACACAUUGUCCCUGCAGCAGAAAAUGCUGAAUCACCUAGAUAAGGUUAAUUCCUGUGAGUCUAGUGGACCUCCUGCACAACAGUCUCUUGCAGCUCCUGUUGCCACCUCAACGCCAUAUGCGCCUCCUGUGAAUAUCAGUGCGAGGCAUUCCAAUGACACAUGUCCUUAUCCUGAAACUCAGAGGGACCUGCAUAGCUCUUUCCUACAGACUCAUUCAGCUGAGCUAACCAACACCUCAAGAGUGAUUGCUGCUGCACUACAUCACUCCAAGCUGGAACCACCAGUAUUCGCUGGGGAUGGUGAAGUGCAGGCAGAGGACUGGCUACAGGCUGUGUCAGCAUACAAGUCCACUCUGAAUUUAACUGAUGUCCAGAUUCUGAAUGAGUUGCCCCAUUUUCUCACGAAAGAGCCUAGUAAGUGGUUUAAAGCCCUUCGUUCACACAUUAGCUCAUGGGUGCACUUCUGCCAACUUUUCCGAACAGUCUUUCUGCCCACUGACAACCAAGAAAGUAUUCUCAGAGGCAUACUUGACCGUGUCCAGUCAGUUGAUGAACCAUUACUGACAUUUGUAGCUCAUAUGUUGAGUGAGUUUAAUAAGCUAAGUAGCCCACCACCUGAAAAAGAGUGUAUCCAAUUAAUAUGUAAACAUUCGCUUGAAAAAUACAGGGUGGCGCUGUAUGGCUCACCUGUGUCUUCUGUGAUGGAGUUGCUGCUCAGGGCUCAUGAACUGCAUGCUGUACUGGGACCUGAUAGCCACCAGAACCUUCAAAAAAGACAUUGGAAGCAGCAGAGAGCUGAGCCACGCUGUUAUAAGUGCUCAAGCCCUGGAUAUACAUCGAAAACGUGUCCUGCCUGUAAUCAGGGCCAUAGUCAGCAACACAUGUCGGCUCGGUUCCAUAAUGAGAUCAGUCCCACUACGUCCUUUGACACGCCUGGAGCUGAAACAGACAAUGGAAACUCCAGCCCACCUGUAGACGAAGCACCCCAAAGGCCAUUGGGAAACUUCAAAGGGGGGAGGAUAUUUCGUCGAGGCAAUCCUCCCUCCAGACGUUAACUGAGCCUCACCUUUCUGCAAAUAAAUUCCACAUCCUUGGUCAUGUGGAGGACAAUGAGUCUACUGCUACCUGGAACACUCCCUUUAAAACUAAGCUGAACUUUAAUGGAACCUGCACCGAGGCGACUCUGGACACAGGGGCUUCACUUUCGGCUGUACGUGCAGAUCUCAUUAACGCAAAUGGGGUUUGUCCGCAGAAAGUACGUCAGUGGCAGGGGCCGCCAGUGAGCCUAGUGGACAACGCUCCUUGCCUUCCAGAGGGUGUGGCUUGGCUGAGUAUCGGCUUUAUGAACAAGCGCUUUUAUCAACGCUUCGCCAUCAUCCAUAACCUGUCUUCCCCUUUCAUAUUAGGGAUGGAUUUUAUGAUGAGAGCCUCGAUAACCAUGCAUAUACCGACAAGGACAGUUUUUAUUGAUGACAGUACCUGUCCGGCCUUGGAUGAAAAUGAGGAAUACAACCUUGACCUGUUUCCUGUUGAACAGACUCUUAUGUCUCUGAACAUUUUAUCAGACACCAUGGAGUCAAAAGUGGCUGAGGCGAGCCUGGAGGAAACGCAAAAAUCAGAUCUGUAUGAUCUUCUUUCCCACCACAGCUCCGCUUUUGAUGGACACCUUGGACACACUACAUUGGCGGAACAUGUGAUCAAUACCGGAACUGACAAGCCCAUAAAUCUUCCCCCCUAUCGCUCAUCUCCAACCAAAAAGCGUUUGAUUGAGGAUCAAGUGCGACAAAUGCUGGAAGACAACAUAAUCGAACCCUCUACCAGUCCAUGGCCUGCUCCAGUGGUGAUUGUGAAUAGACCUGGUUCUGAUCCAAGAUUCUGUGUGGACUAUAG
Xiphophorus couchianus (Monterrey platyfish) is the source of this 3068-nucleotide messenger RNA. RefSeq lists its product as uncharacterized. The transcript is spliced from 2 exons. The record is from RefSeq and is a predicted model, not a curated record. Bases 1028 to 2233 code for a protein of 401 amino acids. Lineage: Eukaryota; Metazoa; Chordata; Actinopteri; Cyprinodontiformes; Poeciliidae.